UAGGGGGCGCGGGCCUCCGCGGUUCCACCUGCGCGGAGGGGGCGGGAUGUCCGGGCCAGGUGUCCCGGCGCGCUGAGGCGCUCUCGCAGCCCGACCCUCCCGAGCCGGUUCUCGCCUUGACCCCGGGCUGCCUGGAGCCUCCGGCAGGGACGUGCUUGGCCGGGCGGCCCGGAGCAGCCGCGAUGGCCAGCACCAGGAGUAUCGAGCUGGAGCACUUUGAGGAACGGGACAAACGGCCGCGGCCGGGGUCGCGGAGAGGGGCGCCCAGCUCCUCCGCCGGCAGCAGCGGCUCGGGCCCCAAAGGCAACGGGCUCAUCCCCAGCCCGGCGCACAGCGCCCACUGCAGCUUCUACCGCACGCGGACCCUGCAGGCCCUGAGCUCGGAGAAGAAGGCCAAGAAGGCGCGCUUCUACCGGAAUGGGGACCGCUACUUCAAGGGCCUGGUGUUUGCCAUCUCCAGCGACCGCUUCCGGUCCUUCGACGCGCUGCUCAUGGAGCUCACCCGCUCCCUGUCGGACAACGUGAACCUGCCCCAGGGCGUCCGCACCAUCUACACCAUCGACGGCAGCCGGAAAGUCACCAGCCUGGACGAGCUGCUGGAAGGUGAGAGUUACGUGUGUGCAUCAAAUGAACCGUUUCGUAAAGUGGACUACACCAAAAACGUUAAUCCGAACUGGUCUGUGAACAUCAAGGGUGGGACCCCCCGAGCCUCGGCUCCCCCCUCCUCAGUGAAGAGUGAAGUGAAGGAAAGUAAAGAUUUCAUCAAGCCCAAAUUAGUGACUGUGAUUCGAAGUGGAGUGAAGCCUCGAAAAGCUGUGCGGAUCCUCCUGAAUAAGAAGACGGCUCACUCCUUCGAACAGGUCUUAACAGAUAUCACCGAAGCCAUUAAGCUGGAUUCAGGAGUGGUGAAGAGGCUCUGCACGCUGGACGGGAAGCAGGUUACUUGUCUGCAAGACUUUUUUGGUGAUGAUGAUGUGUUUAUUGCAUGUGGACCUGAAAAAUUCCGUUAUGCGCAAGAUGACUUUGUCCUGGAUCACAGUGAGUGCCGUGUCUUGAAGUCAUCUUAUUCUCGCUCCUCAGCUGUUAAAUAUUCCGGAUCCAAGAGCCCUGGGCCUUCUCGACGUAGCAAAUCACCAGCUUCAGUAAAGAGGGGUGGCCACUACUCCAGCGCCUACACCACAGCCAAAUCCCCAGUUAAUGGAACUCCCAGCAGCCAGCUUUCCACUCCUAAAUCGACGAAAUCCUCCAGCUCCUCUCCAACCAGCCCAGGAAGUUUCAGAGGAUUAAAGCAGGUUUCUGCGCAUGGCCGAUCUUCUUCCAAUGUCAACGGAGGGCCUGAAGUUGAUCGUUGCCUGAGUCCUGAAGGUGUGAAUGGAAACAGGUGCUCUGAGUCGUCGACUCUUCUUGAGAAAUACAAAAUUGGGAAAGUUAUUGGAGACGGCAAUUUUGCAGUCGUCAAAGAGUGCAUGGACAGGUCAACCGGAAAGGAGUUUGCCCUGAAGAUUAUAGACAAAGCCAAAUGUUGUGGAAAGGAACAUCUGAUUGAGAAUGAAGUGUCGAUCCUGCGCAGAGUGAAGCAUCCGAACAUCAUCAUGCUGAUUGAGGAGAUGGAGACGGCCACUGAGCUCUUCCUGGUGAUGGAACUGGUCAAGGGUGGAGAUCUCUUUGAUGCAAUUACCUCCUCAACCAAGUAUACGGAGAGGGACGGGAGCGCCAUGGUGUACAACCUGGCCAACGCCCUCCGGUACCUGCACGCCCUCAACAUCGUGCACCGGGACAUCAAGCCCGAGAACCUCCUGGUGUGUGAAUAUCCUGAUGGGACCAAGUCUCUGAAACUGGGAGACUUCGGGCUAGCCACUGUGGUGGAAGGCCCACUGUACACCGUCUGCGGCACCCCGACUUACGUGGCCCCCGAAAUCAUUGCUGAAACCGGCUAUGGCCUGAAGGUGGAUGUCUGGGCGGCCGGCGUGAUCACAUACAUACUGCUCUGUGGCUUCCCACCCUUCCGAAGUGAGAACAACCUCCAGGAGGAUCUCUUUGACCAGAUCUUGGCCGGGAAGCUGGAGUUCCCAGCCCCCUACUGGGACAACAUCACAGACUCGGCCAAGGAGUUAAUCAGUCAGAUGCUUCAGGUCAAUGUUGAAGCGCGGUGCACAGCAAGACAGAUCCUGAGCCACCCCUGGGUGUCCGAUGACGCCUCCCAGGAGAAUAAUAUGCAAGCUGAAGUAACAGGUAAACUCAAACAGCACUUUAAUAACGCGCUCCCCAAACAGAACAGCACGACCACCGGGGUCUCCGUUAUCAUGUUUGACUUGACAGUUUGAGAGACACUUCAGAGUUUCACUGUGUACCCCGCUGAGGCUCUGGGGACCCUGGAGCAGCAUUCUGGUAUUCACCGUGCUGUGCUUCCUCAGAGCGGCCUCUAAUUCUCAGCCCGUCUUAUCUGCAUGCUUUUCUCAGACCCUGACAGCAGCGUCCAGCUCUCAGCUUCUCAUGGGUGCAGGUCUCCUGUACCUACUGACACCCAUUUUGGCCAAACACACCCGUGAAAACUUUACUUAAAACUCUUCAGCUUGCCACAUCACCUUGCUUCCCAGACCAAAAGCUGGUGAGGGCACGGGAGGAGGGCGCCAGUCGUUCUCCUGCUGAAGGUUAUCUUUCACUGAGGUGCAAAUACGUAUCUUUUAGUGGAUGACAGCAUAAGAUGGGAGCCUUUGGGAAGGCUUUGGUUCUUUCUCCAAGUACAUUUGCAAGGAGGCCCUGUCAGGCUUUGGGAUAGGAGAAUCCUAGAGGAUAGGGUUUUGGUUUAAGUUGGGCCUGUGGUUUCGGAUUGCACUUGCAUUUGCUCUGACUUGUCCUGAGAGGCUUAAGGAAAGAGCCUGCACCUGCAAAGCAGCUCAGGGCCUGGCCCAGAAGAGGCCAUCUCGUGGUGGAAAAGAGAAUUAAUGAUAAGAAACCCCUUGUGGCUGCAUUUUGUAGCCUCGUAGCUGACUGGAGAAAGGGUGGAUUCAAAAGGAGUGCUUCCUCACUGGGGGGACUGUGCUCCUUUCAGGGGGACGUUGGGAAGGACUGGGGCUUAAUUUAAGUUAGACAAAACUGUUUCGACUGUGUUGCUUCUGUUGAAAGUAAGUCCAGUUUCUGUCCCCGCUUCUCUCCUCCCUCCUCGCGCCUCUCCCGCUGCCUGCAUUGCUUUCCUCUGGCUAGGUCCAAGGCGAUGGUAUGUACUAACCGCACCGCUCUGCUUCCUCCUGCUGCACACAUUCAUGCUCUUGCCGGGAAGAGAAGAGGAGAAAUAACCGUGGGGAUGGUGGUGUCUUUGGCCCAGGGGAGGCUUUUGGGUGGAAAACGGCGGAAGAAGCCUCUCUGCGCUUUCCGAGUUUUCCCUGAGGGGGUGGCCUGGCCUCUGCUCACACUAGGCGCUCCGAAGCUUGUUAAGGUGCAGGGCUGAGUUUCUGAUUUGGCUUUUCCCCAGUUACCUCUUCUCCAGGAAACGGAAAGUGCCCUUGGCAAUCACUGAGUGUUCAGGAAGGGCCUGUGGAGAACACCUGCCUUCCAGUCUGCACCAAGGGCCCCGCAGGCAGCCGCCCAAGGUCUAGGAAGCCGCCCAAGAUCUAGGAAGCCCCAUUUGUUCAUACUUUCUUCAGGCACUUUUUCCCCUCCUGGAGUCCUGGAAGACUCGAUGGUUCCUUUCCCCAUCAAGGUGGUUAGAUGACAAGGAAAGGACUUCUGGUCCACAUGCCUUUCAGCUAAAGGUGCUGAGAACUGAAAGAGCCCCGCGUUUGGAAAACGCGGUGAGAGGGCACCUGGCCUGGCCUCCCUGGCCGAGCAGCAGUCAUACCUGGUCAGAGGAGGAGGCAGGCGGGCCAGUCUCCCUCCAGGCUAGGGUCAGAGGGCAGGGGACAUCUGUGCCCCUGGAGCAGGGGAAAGUGAGCCUGCUAGUCGCUCAGCCAUUUCCUACUCUUCCUGACCCCAUGGUCUGUCGCCAACUAGGCUCCUCCAUCCAUGGAAUUCUCCAGGCAAUAACACUGAAGUGGGCUGCAAUGCUCUUCUCCUGGGGAUCUUCCCUACCCAGGGAUUGAACCCUGGUCUCCUACAUUACAGGCAGAUUUUUUUUUAACCCUCUGAGCCACCAGGGGGAGCAGGUCACAACCCUUGGGGGUGUGAAGACACCCCACAGGAAGAGAAGGCCAGGGAGGAGCUGCUGGAGGGUGGAAAGAUGGGCGAUGUUACACCCUGCAUUCCCAGGCUUUUCAUAAAUUGCUGGCCGCCACUGCGGCGGUGGUUUCGGGGCG
Molecule: messenger RNA, 4292 nt
Organism: Dama dama (fallow deer)
Lineage: Eukaryota; Metazoa; Chordata; Mammalia; Artiodactyla; Cervidae
Gene: DCLK2
Product: doublecortin like kinase 2
Exons: 17
Coding region: 183-2324 (713 amino acids)
Biological process (GO): intracellular signal transduction; protein phosphorylation
Molecular function (GO): ATP binding; protein kinase activity
Source: RefSeq, a predicted model, not a curated record